Molecule: messenger RNA, 2862 nt
Organism: Argiope bruennichi
Lineage: Eukaryota; Metazoa; Arthropoda; Arachnida; Araneae; Araneidae
Product: zinc finger protein 84-like
Exons: 3
Coding region: 16-690 (224 amino acids)
Biological process (GO): regulation of DNA-templated transcription
Molecular function (GO): DNA-binding transcription factor activity, RNA polymerase II-specific; RNA polymerase II cis-regulatory region sequence-specific DNA binding
Source: RefSeq, a predicted model, not a curated record
UAUAUAUAUUUUAUAAUGAAAUGUAUUUUUAUACUACUUAUUUCAGAAUUUUUUUUAUCACUUUUUAAUUUUUCAGAUGACUUAAAGAAAGUACAUAGGUGUUCACUCUGUUCCUACAGCUCAGUAAAAUCAAGUAAUUUGAAGGCACAUUUAUUGACACAUACCAAAGAAAAACCACAUUAUUGUAAUGUUUGUGGUAGGACUUUCACUACAAAGUCAUCAGUCAAGAGGCAUUUUAUUUCACAGCAUGGAAUAUGUAGAACACCUCAAUAUUUUACAUCGCGAAGGCCCAGUUUUUCUCUCAACACAACUCUACACCAGUGCUCUCUCUGUCCGUAUGCCACAUCCAAGAAGUCCAACCUGACGCUGCACUUUCGGACGCACACAGAUUCACUAGCAAUUUUUGAUCUGCGUGCAUUCCAUAAAAAAUGGCUGUUGGAUUUAUCUCGAUUUCUUUUAUUCCUAGCCCGCCUCUUUUCGAGAAAAGUGGAUCUCCUUGGCCAACCCUCGAUCUAUGGUCAGCUGCAUGGGUGUUCCUUAUGCCCAUACUUCACUGCCAACAAGUCCCAUUUGAUCCGGCACUUUCGGACGCACACCGGAGAGCGUCCGCAUCAGUGCGCUGUCUGCAAGAAGAGCUUCAGGCAGCGCGCCCACCUGCAGACGCAUCUCAUCGUCCACAGACAAAUGUGAAUCGUGAACUCCCUGAAUGAGUGAAAUGAACCAUUUCUGGUGCUCCGUGUGAAAAAAUCUUUAAAAUUAUGCGUUGCUUAAUCUAUCUUUCAGUUCAUUAAAAGGAUAUUUUUAACUGUCUUAAUAGUUUUGAUUAUUAGUUGAUUUUCAGGUUUUCGAUAGAAAAAAAUGAUUUUAUACAUUUGUGCACUAAUUAAGGUGUGCAUUUUAAGAAUUUAUUUUCUACUUUUUAACCUGCCAUGAACGUAUUAUGGGAUCUUUUAAUGGCACUUUCUCAAUGACUACCAAAGAGCGUCAUUACUAUGUUUGUUUCAGAAUCCGUCAUCUUUGGACAAUUUUAUCCUGCAUUGAAUAAAAAUGGGCAAAUUUUUUCAGUUCUUUGUAAGGUGUAAACUUGCUAUUAGAUGCAUUUCCUCCCCUUUUCAUUUUCCUAGUUUGUCAUUUUGAACCGUUCUGUGUUAUUGUAAUUCGAUAAUUUUGUAUUUAUCGAUCACAAAGCCAGCUCAAUCUCGCGGAUUAUCCACGAUUACUGUCGCAAUAAUUAGUUGGGGUUUAGUAUUGCUAAAUAAAAUGUAAGCACCUCCUCCGCCUUUCAUCCGAUAUCUAUUUUGGGAAAAUGAACAGGUCCUGUGCUUGCACAAAAUUAUGGAAGGUUUUCGUAUCCGUGAAUAGACAGUAAAAUCGUUUUUGGUUUGAUUGGGAAAAUAUUAAAAUAGUAUAUUAUCAUCGAAUGGAUAAAACUGUACAGAAUUUCGAAUUCUAAUGCAUUAGGGGAGAAAGUGAAAAAUCGAUUAGAAGAUUCCAUCUUUACAAAUAAGAAGAAGGUCAAAUGUAGCAAAACAUUUAAAAGUUAUUGUAAUAAUUUUCAAAAAAAAGUAAUAUCUUACAAUUUAUACCCUGUAGAAGUCCAAUACUAAUAAUGGACUGUCAAUAAGAUCCUGCUUGCAGAGACCCGAACAAAUAUGAAUGUGAUCAGGUGAAGCUUCUUCCGUAAUACACUUGGGGGGGGACUUCAAAGCGUUUAGAACCCUCAGAAUGAUUCAUAGUUCCAAAAUGUCCACAGAGAAAGCGAGUGAGAGUAGUCUGAUCCUGCCCACUACAAUCGAGGGUCAGAGAGCACCCUGGACGAUUACUCUUAUACCAUUGAUGCACUGGUGGGACGAACCAAGUGGUUUCAUUUUGGCUUUUAGUUGUCGAGAAAAUUUCUAUGUGGGUACAGAGGCAUCACUAACUCCCACUUUAGCCAGUGUGCCCGCAAUCUCAUUAUUCUCGACGCCAACAUGAAAGGGUAUCCAUUGUAGGUGGUUCUGAUGAAACAAGGAAAUGCGUUUUAGGUAUUUGAGUAUAUUCACUCCCGCAUUACCCUUCACACUAUGCCAGUUGGCCAAGUGUUUGAGGCCAAUUGAGCUUCUACUAUCUGACAGAAUUCAGAUUUCAUUUUUAUGAGUGAGUGACUUGAGCAAUUCCGGUCCUUCAUUGAUGGCAAUAAGAGAAGAAGUCGGGGCUCCUCUUCUGGAUUUUUAACUCUUUAUCUUGAGAUUUGAUGUAGAUACCUCUGCUAGUUCAAUCAUUAUCAUUUUUGCUAUCGUCCGUAUACAUCUGAACUGCGUCCCUUGGAAUACGAUUAAUUCUCUCAAGUGUCAGUUGAUAAAUUGGAAGAUCAUUUUGCUUGUUCACUUGAAUAGGAAGAUCCGUAUGGUAAAAUACACCAUUAAGACCCUCAGAUGGAUCGAAACACUGUUUCAGUGACACUGUGAAUUUUUAUAUUAAACCCUUGAGUUGUCGAUAAAUCUUCUGAUUUUAAAAAAAAAAUAAAAACUUUCUAUUCUUAAUAAGAAUUACAUCGAAGCUGUUGAAACAAUUUGAUUUUACUUUUAGAUGCGAAUCUCUCCAGAUUUCUCGCUUCAGUUGCCGUUUCCAGCAAGCUGCUCAAGUGUUCUGUGUGCCCGUAUUCUGCCGUGGACAGGUGGCAGCUCAACCGCCACUUCCGCACCCAUACGGGCGAGAGGCCUUUCCAAUGCAACCUCUGCAGUAAGCGGUUCAAGCAGCGCUCUCACCUCCAGACUCAUCUCAUCGUACACAGAGACAAACUGAACUUCUGAAAGCUGACCCAUAAACUCUUAAAUGUCAUGUCUGUGCUCUUUAUUCUUCUGAUGCAGAAUUCUAAACUAA